AUGACACCAACAGUUGGGCUCAAGAUUCCGUCUCGGAUCGUGGCUGCACGUGCUGCGACCACAACUGCGUGUAUCGAUAAAAACUUCUGCGAGAAGCCCGUCGGUGGAUCUUCAACGACCCUUGCCAUCAUUCUGGGAGUAUGCGUCCCAAUCGUCGUGGCCUUGAGCAUUCUCUUCUACCUUCACCGGAGGAAUGUCAAGAAACAGCGUCUGGAAGACCUCAAUGACCCCCACAAGUCGCUGGAUUUUGGUCUGGAAGACGGCGGCACUGCCAAAGGUUCACGCAAGAGCUUGAUCAGCAGGGAGAAGGACGGCCAGUCGCGGUAUAACCGCCAACAGAUGUCGAUGGAUAUGAAUCUAUCCAGCCCCUACCUUCUUCCCCCCGAGAUUCAGCAGUCCCGAGAGUCUCUCAACUCCCUGGCCAAAACGCUGCACCAGAACGAGGACCCAUACAGACCAGUCACACAGUACGCUGGAAGUGAGGUUGGCUCGAUCCGCUCGUUCCCGAGGGGACAUGAAGCCGCCUCCAUAUACAGUCGUCGGUCAAGCAGCCGCGCAGAUGUUCCCCCACCUCUGCGAUCUCCUGGUCCGUACAGUUCUCCUUCACGGCAGAACUCGGGUUCGAAGUCCCCAAUUCAGCUUCCUGAGCCAAGUCACAGGAGACCGGAGCCGCCCAUGCCAGAGCUCGAUUCUACACCAGCAAGCGCCACUCCUGCCGGUCACCUGCCUCCCAUCGGAACUGCCAUUUCCGACCCGCCCCGGGACCAGGACGAGAGCCUAGCCCUCAAAACGAUCCAACAGCCGCCCGCUGUAGCGCAAAAGUCGCUGCCGUCUCCUUCGCAGCCAAGCCCGGCCGAUUCUGGAGUUGCCGUGGACUACGAAGAUAUUGAUAACCCGUUCGAGAAGCCUGCAGUGCAAGUGGUUGAGGCUCCCAGCGAGCCAGCCACCGUGGGUCUCGGGUUCAGCGCUCAUGCAGAGCUGCAGCGGGCUUCCAUUCAGUCAACAUCCUCGUAUGGGGACAGCCGACCUACGAGCCUUGCACAGAACACGGCCCAGCCCAGCUUAGCCACGGCGCCAAUCAUCGAGGAGCCAGAGCCCCUGAACUACUAUGACUUUGACUUCGCUGAUAUGCCGGAAAUGCCUCGCGAUCAGCGCUCGCCCUCUCCCGCAAACGGCGCUGGACACCUCGACGUGGACGAGCCAAGGGGCCGGAGUAUGCAGAGGACCUCGCAGCUGUUUGAGCAGCAAAACACAUCCCGCCAGAGCGGCUUGGGUGUCCCUCAGCAGGACAACCGCCGUCUCUCGGUUGGCUUCCGGCCCCUGCCACCCGACGAGAUUAUGGAGUCGGAGGACCCUGAGUACCGAGCGAAUCGCAUCCGUUCGUUCUACAAGGAGUACUUUGACGAGACGAGGCCUGAAGAUAGGCCGCCUAUGCCGUCGAUUCCGCAGCAUCAUCAAUACCAGCAGCGUCAGCAUCCGCAGCACCAGCACCACCAAAGCAACACAAGCUACUAUGAGGACUACGAUGCGAAUUACGCUGCGGAUGCCCCUUAUUUCGAUCCUGCAAGCAACUCGUUUGUCAUGCCUUACGCGGAGCCCGUGUCUCGCCGGGCCAUGACGCCCCCCCCGUCAGGACAAAGGUUCCCAGGUCCGAGAGGGCCACCGCGUGCAUACCACGGAUCUCAGGCGGGCAUGAGGUUCCCGCCGAACAUGCGUGGUCCUCCUCGGCCGGGCUCGUCGGUGUCUAACCAGCACGGCCAUCACUCCCGCCCUGGAUCAUCGGCCUCAGGUCCUUAUGGGCGGCCGCGUGCCGGCUCAGCCAUGUCCGGCAGCCGCUCUGGAAGCCGAUUCGGCGGCCCCCGGAAGCCCAUACCCCCUCCUGCCGAUCUCCCUACGCUGCCCACCCCAUCCAAGCUCAAGGACGAUUCCUUCGCCCUCCUUAACGCCGCCGACUUUGCUCCGCCCGAGACGUUCGCAGAGCGUGCCCGCGGCCGAUCUCAGAGCCCUGUUGGCGAGCGUCGUCCUUACCAGAUGAAGGUGCCUGCCCACUCGCCGUUGGUCAACGCCUAUGAUGAGCUUGCCGCUCUUCCCAGCCCGCAUCUCCUCCGCAAGUCGGGCACUUUCACCGGCCUCGACUUUGCUCCGCCACGCAAGUUCGCCGAUGCCGACUCCCGCAGCGAUGCAGGCUCGAUCCGCAGCAACCGCAGCGGCCUCUCGGCGGUGCACGCUCAGGCCAUCCGCUCUGGCGCCGGACGUGUCAGCAGGCUCCCCGGCGACCAGGUCUUCACCCAAGCAGCCAUGUCCAAGACGCUGAAGCCGCAGUGGGGAAUGCGUGAUUAA
This is a messenger RNA of Parathielavia appendiculata, 2340 nucleotides long. RefSeq lists its product as uncharacterized. Bases 1 to 2340 code for a protein of 779 amino acids. The transcript has 3 exons. NCBI's taxonomy places the organism in Eukaryota, Fungi, Ascomycota, Sordariomycetes, Sordariales, Chaetomiaceae. The record is from RefSeq and is a predicted model, not a curated record.